Dujonia railenensis is the source of this 1014-nucleotide messenger RNA. The record is from the annotation of a GenBank genome assembly. Lineage: Eukaryota; Fungi; Ascomycota; Pichiomycetes; Serinales; Debaryomycetaceae.
AUGUCGAAAACCAAAGUCUUGUUAGUCGGAUCAGGUGGUGUUGGUACCAUUGGUGCCUAUAGUUUGGAAUAUGCAGGUAAGUCUGAAGUCACUGUUGUAGUAAGAUCAGACUAUGAUAUUGUUAAGGAAAAGGGUUAUGAAAUUGACUCUUGUGACUAUGGUAUCAUUAAGUCCUUUAAACCAACAAACCUUGUUAACAGUAUAGAAGCGGCCAAGGAAUUUGGCCCUUUUGAAUUUAUCGUCAUAACCACUAAGAAUCUUCCAGAUGUGUUUAAGAUCGAAGAGCUUAUCCAGCCAGUUGUUACCAAGGAUAGCGCUAUUAUUUUGAUUCAAAACGGUAUUGAAAUUGGUGCUCCAAUUCUCGAGGCAUACCCAGAAAAUAUUGUGUUAAGUGGUGUUCAAAUGAUCGGAUCGUCAAACCGCAAUGGGAAAAUCUUGCAUACUAUAAAGGACAGCGUAAAGAUUGGGUACUUCGAGAACAAGAACUUACCAUUGGAUGUCCAAAAGGCCGCUUGUGAAAAAUUUGUUGAGCUCUACAAAACAGACAAAAACCACUGUGAAUACGAUGAAGACGUCAAAUUCACCAGAUGGCGUAAGUUGGUGUACAAUGCUACUUUCAAUCCACUUUGUGCAUUGACCGAUACCGACUCUGGUAGAAUGGAAUUAUUUGGGGGGGUAGACACUGUAAUCAGAGACGGAAUGAAGGAAGUUUUGAAGGUUGCUAAAUCUGAUGGUGUUGAUCUUCCUGAAGAUAUCAUGGAAUUUAUGAUUAGAUCUGAUGAUGGUGUGUACUAUGCUCCUUCCAUGCAAGUGGAUUACCAAAAGGGUAACUACAUGGAGCUUGAAGUGAUCUGUGGGAAUGCCUUGAGAAUUGCUCAAAAGAAUAAAAUUGAUACUCCAGUUUUGAGUUUGAUUUACAACUUAUUGAGAGUUUUACAAAUGAAGAUUAAAGAAGCUAAGGGUGCCAUUGUUGUUCCAAAGGAAAGACCAAUCCCAAGUCCCUCGAUGAUUUAA